Blepharisma stoltei is the source of this 2923-nucleotide messenger RNA. The record is from the annotation of a GenBank genome assembly. Lineage: Eukaryota; Ciliophora; Heterotrichea; Heterotrichida; Blepharismidae.
AUGUCAGAAGAACAACCUCUCUUUAGUGCAGAUUUUGAUAUUACAACAGAACAGCUUAAGUAAAGCUUUAUAUAGUCAAUUUUUUGAUAUACAUGAAAUACGAGAAGGUGCGAGCAUUAUAAAAUUAAAGACUUAUGGAGGAAUUAGCUCACUCUGCAAUUCCCUAAAAACAAAUGAUAAAGAAGGCUUAUCACACGUGACAAAACAAGAACUAAAAGACCGUAAAAAAUUGUAAAUUUCAUUUAGCUUUGGAAAUAAUAAGGCAGAAGUUCCACCUACAACAUCUUUGCUAGAAAUAGUUUUUGAGGCGCUUCAAGAUUUUACUAUCCAAUUAUUGCUCGUUGCUGCUUUAGUUUCAUUAGUGUUGGGUGUGUUAGAAGAUCCCAAUGAAGGAUGGUAUGAAGGAGUAUCAAUAAUGGUCGCCGUUUUAAUUGUCGUCUCUGUGUCUUCCGUUCAAGAUUAUCUCAAAGAACUCCAGUUCCGCAAGCUCAAUUCCGAAGUAAAGCGCUUGAAAAUAACAGUUAUACGAAAUGGGAACACAGAAGAAGUUUUCACAGAUAAGCUAGUAGUAGGAGACUUAGUUUUAUUAAAGCCUGGAGACAUUGCACCAGCAGAUGGGAUUUUAUCAAGAUCAUACGGAAUUUUAGCUGAUGAAAGCACUAUGACUGGCGAAAGCAAACUUGUAAAAAAAGGUGACAAUGAUCCUUUUAUUAUUUCGUCCUCAAUCAUCACUGAAGGCACAGGAGAAAUGAUUGUUUGCGCUGUCGGAAAAAAUUCUUUAAUGGGCAGAAAUCAAAAGCUAUUUAAAAAUGAAGUUUUAGACGAACAAACUCCAUUGCAGAUAAAGCUAGAAAAGGUGGCAAAACAUAUAGGAAUUGCUGGAGCUAUUGCGUCUGUGUUGAUUUUCAUAUUCCUUUCUAUAUUUACUGUCGAAGAAGCAAUUGUUGAUGGAACAUGGAGUUCUGACAGUACAAGUGCUAUUAUAUCAGCAUUUAUUAUAGCAAUUACAAUACUGGUUGUAGCGAUACCUGAAGGCCUUCCUUUAGCUGUCACAUUGAGUUUGGCAUUUUCCAUGAGAAAAAUGAAAGAUGAAAAUAUUUUUGUUAAACAUCUAAGUGCUUGUGAAACUAUGGGAGGAUGCCAAGAAUUGCUUAUCGACAAAACUGGUACCAUCACUAAAAACGAAAUGAAAGUUGUGAAAUUCCGAAUCGGAGGGAAAAAUGUGAGCUCAAAAAAUUCAAAAAUUGAUGAAAAUCUAGGAAUGAUUAUUGCAAACUCAAUAGCAAGAAAUACAACAGCCGAUGUACAUAUGGAAGACGAUAAACUAAUUAAGACUGGAAAUAGGACAGAAUGUGCCAUGCUGAUGUUUUUAAAAGAAUGUGGCUAUGAAUAUCAUAAUUAUAGAGAUCUAGACACACAAGCUAUGCAGCUUCCUUUUAGCUCUGACUCUAAAAUGAUGACAACUCUUCAUGUAGAUGCACAGGAAAACGGAUUUUUGUACGUGAAAGGAGCACCUGAAAGAGUCAUCGAAAAAUGCGCAUUUUAUUAUAAGGAGGAUGGCAUCCAAGGAGAAUUGACUACAGAAAUCAUUGAAAGCAUUAAUGCAACCAUCGAGAAAUGGUCACAAAAAAUGAGAAGAACAUUAGCCCUAGCUUAUAAAUCUGGCACCCUUGAAGCAUUAAAUUUGGGAAGCAAGCCAACUAAAGAAGAAUUGGAUGCUUCUUUAAAUGGCAUGAUUUUGAUCGGAAUUAUCGGAAUUGAAGAUCCUAUCAGAGAUGAAGCUGCAUCUGCACUUAGCCAAUUAAAAGAAACUGGAGUAACUGUAAGAAUGAUUACUGGCGACUGCAAAGAUAUUGCUGCAAGAAUAGGUAAGCAAUGCUAUUUAUUAUCUCCAGAUUCAGAAGUCAAUAAAAAUACAGUGCUGCUAGGAAGAGACUUUAGCGUUAAAGUAGGAGGAAUCAAGGUGGAUGAAGAUGAUGAGAAAACCACAUAUAAGGUUGGAAAUGAAGAAGAGUUCAAACUUAUUGCUGAAGAUUUAAAGAUCUUAGCAAGAUGUAGCCCACAAGAUAAAUUAUUAAUUACAAUAGGAAUGAGAAACCUAGACAGAGUGGUUGCAGUUACAGGAGAUGGCACAAAUGACGCUCCAGCUCUCCAAAGAGCUGAUAUUGGAAUCGCAAUGAUGACUGCGACUCCAUUAGCCAAAGAAUCGGCCGAUAUCAUUUUAUUAGAUGACAACAUCCAAAAUCUCGUCAUAGCUGUCAAAUGGGGUCGAAAUAUUUUCGAAAACAUCAGACGAUUUUUGCAAUUCCAGUUAACAGUCAAUAUUGUAGCUUUGUUCCUAUGCCUAUUAGGUGCAGUUAGUGUAGCUAGCUCUCCACUAUCUGCAGUCCAGAUGCUUUGGGUCAACCUUGUUAUGGAUUCUUUGGCUGCAUUAGCACUAUCUACUCAAGACCCUGACAAGAGAGUAUUAGAAUCUCAUCCUUAUGGAAAGAGUGAGUAUAUAAUCUCCAAAGAAAUGAUUUUCAGCAUAAUUGUUCAGUCCACUUACCAAAUUAUAGUCCUUACCUUAGUCUUAUUUUUAACUCCUACCUUACUUGGAAUUGAAAAUGGUUGGGAUGAUGGUGCACUCCAUUAUACCAUAUUUUUCAAUGUGUUUGUCAUGAUGCAGCUAUUCAAUCAAAUCUCCUGCCGAAAAAUAAGAAAGGAUGACUGGAACAUUUUUGAUGGAAUUGGAAGCAACUGGCUCUUUGGUGUGAUCAUUGGGCUUGAAUUUGUGAUGCAGAUCCUCUUUGUGCAGUUUGGAGGAAGCUUUAUGAAUACUGAAGAGCUAACACCUAUCACACACUUAUGCUGUAUUGCUAUUGGGAUAAGUGUGAUUCCAGUCGCGUUGUUCACGAAGUUUUUGAUUACAAAGACGCUUUAA